AUGAAGCUCGUGUCCAGCGCCUUCGGUGUCUUCGCACUCCUCGCAGCCUUCGUUAGCGGCUCCACCAUGUUGCGUCAAGAAGCGGAGGGGAGUAGUAGCUGCUCUCUCACCGGCACCUACAAGUCAGGCACCGACAUCUCGUCUUGCACCACUGUCACCAUCGGAUCGCUGUCUGUGCCAGCUGGCGUCACGUUGGACUUGAGCCACCAUCGAGUUCACGGGCACCACCACCUUCGGCACCGCCAAAUGGGAUGGCCCAUUGGCUCCGGUACUCUUGAUGGCCAAGGCUCUUGGUACUGGAAACAGGGCACAUCCAUCAGUCGCCCUGUGUUCUUCCGUAUGAACAAGGUUCUCUCCUCAACAGUGUCGGGUUUCACGCUUAAGAACAUGCCGUACCGCACCUUCAGCAUCCUCAGCUCGCAGAAGACAACCAUAAGCGGCCUCACACUCGAUGCCAGCGCUGGCGAUGAUCUGGCCAAGAACACGGACGGAUUCGACUUAAGCGGCAACGACUACGUCACCAUCAAGGGCAACAAGAUCUACAACCAGGACGACUGUCUCGCCAUGCAGUCCAGCACCAAUACUGUCUUCAGUAACAACUACUGCAGCGGCGGCCACGGAAUUUCGAUCGGCUCGCUCGGUGGCUCUACGGUCACUUCGUCCGAUACAGUCUCAGGUCUGACAGGCGGAUACACGGGCUCCCCGACCAGUGAGGUUACGAUCGAGGACAUAACCGUGUCGGGUCUAUCGGGUACGGCAACCAACUUGUACGAUAUCGUGGUAAACUCGAAGGUCGUAUCGGAUUGGUCGUUCUCUGGUAUUACAGUGAGCGCGUCCAAGACGGGCACGUGCAGUGGCCAACCCAGCAGCGUCGACUGCUAA
Phytophthora infestans T30-4 is the source of this 882-nucleotide messenger RNA. Its product is annotated as polygalacturonase, putative. NCBI's taxonomy places the organism in Eukaryota, Oomycota, Peronosporomycetes, Peronosporales, Peronosporaceae. The coding region runs from base 1 to 882 and encodes 293 amino acids. The record is from RefSeq and is a predicted model, not a curated record. Gene Ontology annotation, cellular component: extracellular region. Gene Ontology annotation, molecular function: polygalacturonase activity. The transcript has 3 exons. Gene Ontology annotation, biological process: pectin catabolic process.